This is a messenger RNA of Carassius gibelio (silver crucian carp), 4914 nucleotides long. It is a transcript of the gene trpc3, whose product is annotated as transient receptor potential cation channel, subfamily C, member 3. Gene Ontology annotation, biological process: regulation of cytosolic calcium ion concentration; calcium ion transmembrane transport; manganese ion transport. Gene Ontology annotation, molecular function: store-operated calcium channel activity; protein binding; inositol 1,4,5 trisphosphate binding. The record is from RefSeq and is a predicted model, not a curated record. The coding region runs from base 121 to 2880 and encodes 919 amino acids. NCBI's taxonomy places the organism in Eukaryota, Metazoa, Chordata, Actinopteri, Cypriniformes, Cyprinidae. The transcript is spliced from 13 exons. Gene Ontology annotation, cellular component: cation channel complex; membrane.
GUUCUCAUCUCUCACGCCACACACACACACACACACACACACACACACGCCGAUCCUGAUGCUGGAGUCAGAGCAUCACCUGCAGUGAGUCCCGGAGCAGCUCUCACUGCCGCUGUCUGGAUGUCCAUGAAAGGCAGAGGAUCCAAAUACCAGAAAAGAGUGUCUUUUUCUGAGGAUGAAGAUGAGCAGUGCUGGAAAGAGGAGAACGGCGGUGUGGACGCACAUUACCUGAAAUCCGGUCAGGGAAAGACGGGCAGGGAUUCAUCGGGAUAUAACCGGUACAACAUGAAAUCUUCGGAUAGCUUCCCCCAUCGCAGGAUGACCCUACCACGAGAAAAGGGCCGCAGACAGGCUGUUCGUGGACCGGCGUUCAUGUUCAAUGCCCGUGGCAGCAGCCUUACGGCAGAGGAAGAGCGCUUUCUGGACGCAGCCGAGUAUGGGAACAUCCCAGUGGUCCGGAAGAUGCUGGAAGAAUCAUCCACACUCAACGUGAACUGUGUCGACUACAUGGGACAGAAUGGGCUACAGCUGGCCGUCGGUAACGAACACCUGGAGGUCACCGAGCUGCUCCUGCGGCGAGACAACCUGGCCCGUGUCGGGGAUGCGCUCCUGCUGGCGAUUUCAAAAGGUUAUGUGCGUAUUGUGGAGGCACUGCUGGGACAUCCAUCCUUUGCGGGAGGCGAACGACUCACCCGCAGCCCCUGUGAGCUACAAGACGACGACUUCUACUCCUACGACGAGGACGGCACACGGUUCUCGCCCGAUAUCACACCUAUCAUCCUGGCUGCCCACUGCCAGAAAUACGAGGUUGUGCACAUGCUGCUGUUGAAGGGAGCCAGGAUAGAGCGGCCACAUGACUACUUCUGCAAAUGCGCCGACUGCACGGAGAAGCAGAGGAAGGAUUCAUUCAGUCACUCGCGCUCCAGGAUAAAUGCGUACCGUGGACUGGCCAGUCCGGCGUAUCUCUCUCUGUCCAGCGAAGACCCGGUACUGACCGCGCUGGAGCUGAGCAAUGAACUCGCCAAACUCGCCAACAUCGAGAAAGAGUUUAAGGAUAAAAAGAACCGUAAUAAAGAGACAUCGCAGCACAAUGGCUUCUCUCUGAAUGACUACAGGAAGCUGUCUAUGCAGUGUAAAGACUUUGUGGUUGGCGUUUUGGAUCUGUGCAGGGACACGGAGGAGGUAGAGGCCAUCUUGAAUGGAGAUAUAUCCGCUGAGCUCGAGGAAGGCCAGCAUCAUCGCUCCCUGCUCAGUCGAGUCAAACUGGCCAUUAAAUAUGAGGUCAAGAAGUUUGUGGCUCAUCCGAACUGUCAGCAGCAGUUGCUGACGAUCUGGUAUGAGAAUCUGUCUGGUCUUCGGGAGCAAACCACUGCAGUGAAGUGUCUGGUGGUUUUGGUGGUGGCGCUGGGACUCCCUCUGCUAGCUUUGUGGUACUGGUUUGCCCCAUGCAGUAAACUUGGUAAAGUACUACGCAGUCCUUUUAUGAAGUUUGUUGCUCAUGCGGCCUCCUUCAUCAUCUUCCUCUGUCUGCUGGUGUUCAAUGCAUCCGAUCGCUUCGAAGGCAUCACCACCCUUCCCAACGUCACCGUCACUGACUACCCUCUCCAGAUCUUCAGAGUCAAGACCACACAAUUCUCCUGGACAGAAAUACUGAUCAUGGUCUGGGUAGCAGGAAUGAUGUGGUCGGAGUGUAAGGAGCUCUGGACAGAGGGGCCGAGGGAAUAUAUCAUGCAGCUGUGGAACCUUCUGGAUUUCGGCAUGCUCUCCAUCUUCAUCGCUUCAUUCACAGCCCGCUUUUUCGCCUUCCUACAAGCAAUGAAAGCCCAGGAGUAUGUGGAUGAGAAGAUCCACGCUCCAGACCUCUCAAUGGUCACGCUGCCACCAGACAUCAAAUAUUUCACAUACGCGAGAGACAAGUGGGUUCCGUCGGAUCCUCAGCUGAUCUCUGAGGGUCUGUACGCCAUCGCUGUGGUCCUGAGCUUCUCUCGGAUCGCCUACAUCCUCCCGGCCAACGAGAGCUUCGGGCCGCUGCAGAUCUCUCUGGGACGAACCGUGAAGGACAUCUUCAAGUUCAUGGUCCUCUUCAUCAUGGUCUUCCUCGCAUUCAUGAUUGGCAUGUUCAUCCUUUACUCUUACUACCUGGGGGCAAAGGUUAACCCCGCCUUCACCACGGUUGAGGAGAGUUUUAAAACUCUCUUUUGGUCCAUAUUCGGGCUGUCUGAAGUCUCUUCUGUGGUGCUAAAAUACGAUCAUAAAUUUAUUGAGAACAUUGGCUAUGUGCUGUACGGGAUCUACAAUGUUACCAUGGUGGUGGUUCUGCUCAACAUGCUCAUUGCCAUGAUCAACAGCUCGUACCAGGAAAUAGAGGAUGACGCAGAUGUGGAGUGGAAGUUCGCUCGGUCUAAACUCUGGCUCUCAUAUUUUGACAACGGCAAGACUCUCCCGCCUCCGUUCAGCAUCGUCCCCAGCCCGAAGUCCUUCUAUCUGUGUGUCAAGAGACUGGUCAACCUGCUGCGGUGUCGCCCGCGCCGCCUGAAGAAAGACGUGGAGCUGGGCACGGACAACUCCAAGUCCAGACUGAACCUCUUUACCCAGUCUAACAUGAGGAUGCCAGACUCUCACAGCUUCAACAGCAUCCUAAAUCAACCCACACGCUAUCAGCAAAUUAUGAAGCGUCUCAUCAAACGCUAUGUACUGAAAGCACAAGUGGACAAAGAAAAUGAUGAAGUGAACGAAGGCGAGCUGAAGGAGAUCAAGCAGGAUAUUUCCAGUCUGAGAUAUGAGCUGCUGGAGGAGAAAUCUCAGGCCACAGAAGAACUCUCACUCCUCAUACAGACACUCAGUGACAAACUCAACCCACGAUCUGUCCAUCCACACUGACACAAAGCAACGGUGAAGUCAUUCUUUAUCUGAAAUAAUUUAAUAUGCAGGGAUCCCGAGCUCUGUCUAAACAAUAGCAGAUGAGGGCAUAAAAUAUACACUUCUUCUUUAAGUUACUGUUAACUAAGGUAAAAUGUGGGUCACUCUACUGGACAGUGUUUUGUUUUCUUUUGUUUGGUUGAUUGACAGCUCCACUCAAAGAUUUCUGUAUUUGAAUUUCACAUACAAUUUCCAGCCAUUAAGGUUACACAGGUAAAAAAAAAAAAAAAAAUUAUAAAUAAAAUAAUAAUAAUAAUAAUACAUUUAAUGCAUAUUUGUCAGUCAUACAUAAAUGGCUUUCAGAAAGAUUCUGUUUUUCAAAAAUGUUAAUGUCUUUGAGAUGCUGUUGUAGCUCUAUUAAUAUUUUGAAUCUAGUUUUAUUUAUUUUAAAUUUUAUUUUCAUUUUAGUUAACGUUUUUAAAGUUCAAAUUUUUCAUUAUAUUUCUGAAUAUAGUUUAUUAAUUGAUUUAAGUUUUCAUUAUUUUAGUUAAUUAAUUAGUACAUUUGAUUAAUCCAAAUUAAAAUAAGAAAAAUCACCUGGGCAAUUAGCUGAAGAAAGUUUUUUUUUUUUUUUUUAGUUAUUGUUUAUUUUAUAAGUGGCAUUUAAGUAAAAUGUAUUCAGAUUGCUCAGCAUAAAUCUGUUCAUUGUAAAAACAAUUACAUUUAUUCAGUAAAAAAAAAAAAAAAAAUUAACAAGCAAUAUCCAAAUAGUUAAAAUAUAGAUUGAAACAAAUUAUUAUUGGUGUUAAAUAUAUAUAAUUGUGUACUGUAUUUAAAAUGCAUUCAUUUUAUGACUAUUAAAAAACUUGGUAACCUGUUUUAUUUAUGGAUGACUGACACAUAUACAUCACAGUAUGUUUGGUUCAUGUUAUUUUUUUAUUAUUUUUUAUUUAUAUUUAGUGGUUGUUUGUUCCACAUCUGUGAUCAUGCAUUUAUGUAAAAUAGUGGUAAUUCUGAAUAUUUUAAUUAGCUAAAUGUACAGUAUUUCUCUUUAAGCUUUAGGCAGGGAUGUUAGUUGCAUCUGUCUUUAUCCAUUCCCAGAAUUCCUUGAGAACCUGUAUUAGAGUAAUUGUAAAACUUCAAAUUUAAUAGAUUAAAUAUUAGUGGUCACGUGUCCAUAAACCCUCGAGCACAAAUCUAUGCAGGGUCAAUGUUUGUCUGUACAUCACAGUUGGCAACAUCUUACAGAUUAUUUUUAAUAAUAUUAUUUAUUGUUACAGUCACUUUAGUUGUUGUUUUGUUACAGUCACUUCCACUGUGUGCACAGAAGUUAAUUAGCUGUUUACUUUCUGUUUAACUCAUAUUCAGGAAUUGUUGCCUGAAUCUUAUUUUAAGCAAUAGUUUGUCCAAAAAUGCAAAUUCUAUCAUCAUCAUUUAUCAAACCCAUAAUAUUUAUUCGUGUGAAAUACAAAGGGAAGACAUUUGAGAUGUGUUUUUUUUUUGUUGGUUUUGUGACGUCAGAGCAGAACUAGGCUUGUGGAGAUUAUGAUAUCAUAUUUAAAAUGUUUUGUGUAAAAACCUGGACUUUGAGAACCGAUGUCGUUCCGAUGAGGGUUUUUCAGUGUCAUUAUGAAUGAUCGAUCCAUAGAGGGCGCCGUCUCAUUUCACAAAGUGUAACUGUUCUUAAAAGAAAAUUCAAGGCUCUCUUGAUGAAUUAUUUAUGUAGGCUAAAUCCAAAUCAGUAGAUGUUAUAUUUCAUGAUAGACACAGUAUAUCUGCAGCAGCAGGCAGUAUAUAUUUCAUCAGAUCAGAGCAGGGCUACUCAACAACAACACAAAUAUGCGUGAGAAUGUCAAUUCAGAUUUGCUUUUGCUUGCAUUUUCGUUUCAUUUCCUUAAAUGUAUAAGCUAUGCAUUAUUUUCAUAUAAACAUUACAUGAUUUUAGUGGGAAAUCUGAGAAAUUUACCUAUAAAUAUUACUGUAAUACAAUAGCAUUGAGACUCUAAAUUUGAAAUUUGUAAUGUUUUCUAUAUAAAAUCUAUUCAUGAAAACAAA